Hydra vulgaris (swiftwater hydra) is the source of this 2100-nucleotide messenger RNA. RefSeq names its product beta-1,4-N-acetylgalactosaminyltransferase 3. The record is from RefSeq and is a predicted model, not a curated record. Gene Ontology annotation, molecular function: acetylgalactosaminyltransferase activity. NCBI's taxonomy places the organism in Eukaryota, Metazoa, Cnidaria, Hydrozoa, Anthoathecata, Hydridae. Gene Ontology annotation, cellular component: Golgi cisterna membrane.
AUUCCGAAGGAGAAUAAUUAGUUUAGCCGCGCUCUCCUACGGGAAAAGGGUACAAUGGCGACCCGAUACAGAUAAAAAAAAGAAACUAAGAUUUUAAGUUGAGCAAAUGGGUAAUCGUAAACUUAAGUUAUUGCUAUUAUUUAUUGGAAUUUUUGUUUUAGUUGAAUUGACAUUGUUUUGUUAUCAGCAAUUUAAAGAUAAGGAAGAAAAAAAAGUCGUGGAGGAAAUUGGAGUAAUAGUUGCCCAGCGAGGAAAUAAUUUGCCUGUGAAUGUAAUAGUCAAUCCGAAGCCUUAUUCUUCUCGUAGUGAACUUUUUAAAUAUGUUUCACAAGAAAAAGUUAAUUCAUUGUUUUACCCAAUGAAGAAUUUCAUUAAAAAUAAAUUAGACGCUUGUGAAAAUUUAGCGAACCUUCAUAUAUGGCACGAAAUAUGUGGUAUUGAUGUAAAAAAUUUAAAGUUGUAUCCACUUUAUCCACACUUGCCUGUAAUAAGAGAUACUGUAAAUAAGUUAGACUUUAAUAACAUUUCACCAUUAUUUGGAAUUAGAAUUUUUGGUUAUCUUGAAGUAAAAAACAAUGGUUUAACCCAGUUCUUUCUUAGUACUGUUGAUAUAAGUAUCGAAGUUUAUUUAAGUCUUGAUUCUCCAAACAAUUCGUUUUUGAUUUGCUAUCAAAAUCACUUAACAAAACAGGUUAAUACUUUGUCAGAUGAAAUUUAUUUAAACAAAGGGAAAUAUUUUUUUGACAUACUUGGUAAGACUGGUAUUAAAGUCGGAAAGUUUUCAUUAAAAUGGAAACAAUCAAGUCUUAUGUCAACAUUUAGUGAAAUAUCUAGUGAACAUUUAAGUUGCUUUUUUAAUGAAACAGGUUCUAAAAAAACAUCUGUUAUACUUGAUUAUAAAGUGCCGGAAGGCCUACCAUCAUUAUUUCAUAAAAAAAAACUUUCUGAACUUUAUUCUACACCAGAAGAUUUUAUAAGAAGUACAAUUUUUACUAUUCCUCUAAUACCAGAAGAAGAUACAUUAGAUUUAUUUCCUGAUUGUAAAUACUCUCCAUCAUAUAUAGUUCAUGAAGAAAUUUCACAGUACUUGGGCAUUUGGGAACUUCAUUACACAAAGGUGUUUCCCAAAGACAAUACUGAGGUAUUUUAUAGACUUGACACAAAUGAAAACCAAAUCAUAUUUGGAAAUGACAUUGUUUUAGAGAGUACUGCACAUAAUAUAGUUAAUCAGGUAAUGGCUGCAAUAAAGAAAAAGCAUAAAAACAAGUACUCAUUGUCGACAAUUUUAAAUGUUGAAGAAAACAAUGAUGUUGAGAAAGGAAGUCGUUUUCUUGUUGAAUUGGAGUUAAUAAAUAAUGAUUUAUCAAAAAAAGUAAGAUUUUCACAAUAUGUGUAUUUGUUUAACAACAUCACUAAGUUAUGCUACCCUGAAAACUUUCAAUGGAAUAAAACUGCUGAUGUCAAUGUUAUAUUAACUCUUGGAAAUCAAGGUCGUUGGGCAAAGCACUUCAUUAAUACAAUGGCAGAAGUUUUUGAAGAAACAAAAGAUAUUAAUUUAAAUGUAAUUAUAGUUGAUUUUAAUAGUCAGGAUAUUGAUAUGAUCCAAGCUCUUGAGCAAAGCUCUAUACCUAGAUACACUCUUAUUAAACACACUGGAAAGUUUCAUAAAACUCUUGCUAUUCAAGUUGCUGCCAACACCAUUAUUAAUCCUAAUGCAAUCACAUUGCAAGUUGACCUGCACUUAACUAUUCCAUCAGGUUUCAUUGAUCUUGUUCGAAAGCAUACUGUUCAAGGAAAAAUGGUUUGUAGUCCAAUUGUGUUGCGAUUACAGUGUGGUGCUAAUCCGCAAGCGCGUUACGGUUUCUGGGAAUCAGCAGGUUAUGGAAUAUUUGGUGCAUAUAAAUCAGAUUGGAAUAGGUUUGGCGGAAUGAAUACUGAGAAGUUUAGCAUAAGUUGGGGUGGAGAAGAUUGGGAACUGCUUGAUACUGUUUUAAAAGCUGGAUAUGAAGUAGAACGAUUUAAAGUAAAAAACUUCAAUCAUGUUUUUCACACAAAAAAAGGAAUGUGGGAUUACUCAAAAACUACGUAAACUGAUUAAUA